AACUGGCCCUGCUCUCGAGAGGCUCUCUCAAACCAGCCCAGCCCCCAGCAGCCUACAAGUGGGGCUCAAUGUGUGGGAACAGGAGCAGCCAACUUUAACUGUGCGCUACCCGUGGAAUAACAGCGCAGGGCAAAAGGGCGAUCUCCCUCCUCCUCUCUAUCCACCUGAGCCACUUCCGCUCCGACUCGCUCACGGACACACGGACAAACAAGCCCGGAGGAUUUUAAUAUUGUCAACUCGCUGCUGGAAGUAUCUGCUCGGCUUUGUUACGGGAAGGGUUGAGGACAAGUGUUUCUCUUAGGAUUUCUCCCGCUGUCUGUUUUCUUAUUGGAAUUUUACCGAUAUAGGUGCCAGUCUAUGAUCCUGUGAGCGCGGAGGAGUCGAGCAGGAGCGUAAGGACCCGAGGGGAGCAGUGCCAUCCUGGAACAUGGUGCCUAAUCAUCGCCUGUCAGUGCCCCACCUCCCCAUGGGGGCGGCUCUGCUGCUGCUGCUGGCCUGCAUGGUGCCGUCCUCCCACGCAGACAGCGUGCCAAAUUUCAUCAAGUCCCCGGAGGACCAGACGGGCAUCUCGGGAGGGGUGGCCUCGUUUGUGUGCCAGGCGGGCGGGGAACCCAAGCCCCGGAUCACAUGGAUGAAGAAGGGGAAGAAAGUGAGCUCACAGCGCUUUGAGGUGAUCGAGUUUGACGAUGGGUCAGGGUCGGUUCUGCGCAUCCAGCCCCUGCGGACGCACAGGGACGAGGCCAUCUACGAGUGCACCGCCACCAACAGCAUGGGCGAGAUCAACACCAGCGCCAAGCUCACUGUCCUGGAAGAGACCCAGGUCCCCCACGGGUUCCCCACCAUCGACAUGGGCCCCCAGCUGAAGGUGGUGGAGAAGACGCGCACGGCCACCAUGCUGUGCGCCGCCAGCGGGAACCCGGACCCCGAGAUCUCCUGGUUCAAGGACUUCCUGCCCGUGGACAUCAGCACCAGCAACGGCCGCAUCAAGCAGCUGCGCUCCGGAGCCCUGCAGAUCGAGGAGAGUGAGGAGCCUGACCAGGGGAAGUACGAGUGCGUGGCCAUGAACAGCGCCGGAACCCGCUACUCCGCCCCCGCCAACCUCUACGUGCGAGUUCGCCGGGUGCCUCCUCGAUUCUCUAUCCCCCCCACCGACCACGAGGUGAUGCCGGGGGGCAGCGUCAACCUCACCUGCGUGGCGGUGGGCGCCCCCAUGCCCUACGUCAAGUGGAUGAAGGGCCUGGUGGAGCUGACCAAGGAGGACGAGAUGCCCAUCGGCCGCAACGUGCUGGAGCUGACCAACAUCCGCGAGUCCGCCAACUACACCUGCGUGGCCAUCUCCUCGCUGGGCAUGAUCGAGGCCACCGCGCAGAUCUCCGUCAAAGCCUUGCCGAAGCCCCCGGCCUCCCUGAUAGUGACCGAAACCACGGCCACCAGCGUCACCCUGACCUGGGACUCGGGGAACCCGGAGCCCGUGUCCUACUACGUGAUCCAGUACAAGUCCAAGGCGUCGGAGAACGGCUUCCAGGAGGUGGACGGCGUGGCCACCACCCGCUACAGCAUCGGCGGCCUGAGCCCCAACUCGGAGUACGAGUUCCGCGUGAUGGCGGUGAACAACAUCGGGCGGGGCCCGCCCAGCGACCCCGUGGAGGCCCGCACGGGCGAGCAGGCGCCCUCCUCGGCCCCGCUGCACGUGCAGGCCCGCAUGCUGAGCGGCAGCACCAUGCUGGUGCAGUGGGAGCCGCCGGAGGAGCCCAACGGCCAGAUCCGCGGCUACCGCGUCUACUACACCACCAGCCACCAGGCGGCGCUCAGCACCUGGCUCAAGCACAACACGGACGACAGCCGCCUCACCACCAUCUCCAGCCUGACGCCCGACACCACCUACAGCAUCCGCGUGCUGGGCUUCACCUCCGUGGGGGACGGGCCCCCGUCCGACGUGCUGCAGGUCAAGACCCAGCAGGGGGUCCCUGCCCAGCCGUCCAGCUUUGAGGCGGAGGCCGAGCUGGACACCCGCAUCAUGCUGACCUGGCUGUGGCCCGUCCAGGACCCCAUCACUAAGUACGAGCUCAUGUACUGGGAAGCCAGCUCCGACAACAAGAUCCACGUCACCUUCAACCCCGCCGGCUCCUACGCGGUGGAGGGCCUGAAGCCGGACACGCUGUACAGGUUCUCCCUGGCCGCGCGCUCCGAAAUGGGGCUCGGGGUGUACACUCAGCCCAUCGAGGCCCGGACCGCACAGUCCACCCCCUCGGCCCCCCCCCAGGACGUGCACCUGCUCAGCCUGAGCUCCACCAGCCUGAAGGUGAGUUGGGUGGCCCCGCCCGCGGACAGCCGGCACGGGGCCAUCGUGCAGUACACGGUGGCCUACCAGGCGGCGGGCGGGGAGGACACGCAGCGGCACGAGGUGACGGGCAUCGGCGCCGACGCCUCCGUCCACGUGCUGGAGGGCCUGGAGAAGUGGACCGAGUACGUGGUGACGGUGAGGGCCCACACCGACGUGGGGCCCGGCCCCGAGAGCCCCGCCGUCCGCCUGCGCACCAACGAGGACGUGCCGGGAGCGCCCCCUAGGAAGGUGGAGGCAGAGGCGGUCAACUCCACCGCCAUCCGCGUGACCUGGAAGCCGCCCCUCGCCGUGAAGCAGCACGGCCAGAUCCGGGGCUACCAGGUCAUCUUCUCCCGGCUGGAGAACGGGGAGCCCAUCGGACAGCCCAACAUCCUGGACGUGGCUCUGCCGGAGGCCCAGUGGAAAAUUGAGGAGUCGACUGACUAUGAGGCCGUCAUCACGGGCCUGGUCUCGGAGACCACGUACUCCGUCACCGUGGCAGCCUACACCACCAAGGGCGACGGCGCCCGCAGCAAAGCCAAAGUCAUCACCACCACCGGCGCAGUCCCUGGUAAGCCCACCAUGAUGAUCAGCACCACCAUAAAGAACACGGCGCUGAUCCAGUGGCAGCCCCCCAUGGAGAUGGUGGGGGAGCUGGUGGGCUUCCAGCUGCAGUACAAGCGGGACGGCGAGGACGCCUUCACCGUGCGCGAGCUGAAGAAGACGGACGCCCACUUCACCCUGACGGGCCUGCACAAGGGCGCCACCUACGUCUUCAAGCUGUGCGCCAAGAACCGGGCGGGCAACGGCGAGGAGUACGUGAAGGAGAUCGUCACGCCGGACGACGUGCCGUCGGGCUUCCCGCAGAACCUGCGGGUGGUGGGCCUCACCACCUCCACCACGCGGCUGGCCUGGGAUCCCCCGCUGCUGGCCGAGAGGAACGGCCGCAUCCUGAGCUACGCCGUGGUGUACCGCGACAUCAACAGCCAGCAGAACAGCACCAACACCACGGCCGACACCACCAUGACCGUCCACGGCCUGCGGCCCGACACCACCUACGACAUCCGCGUGCGCGCCUACACCAGCAAGGGACCGGGGCCCAUCAGCCCCAGCAUCCAGAGCAGGACCAUGUCCAUCUCUCCUGCGUUCGCCACGAGCUUCGGCGUGAAGGCCGUGAUGAAGACCUCCGUCCUGCUCACCUGGGAGGUGCCCGAGAACUACAAGUCCCAAGUGCCUUUCAAGAUCCUGUACAACCAGCAGAGCGUGGAGGUCCCGGGCAACCUGAAGCGCAAGCUCAUCACCAAGCUGCAGCCCGACACCGAGUACUCCUUCGUGCUGCUGAGCCGCGGGAACACGGCGGGCGGCCUGCAGCAGCAGGUCUCCAUCCGCACCGCCCCCGACGUGCUCAAGACCAAGCCCGUGCUCCUGAGCCGCGGCCAGGCCGACGAGGGCCGGCUCACCGUCAACCUGCCGAAAGUGCAGACCAGCGCCCCGGUCAGGUGGUACUACAUCGUGGUGGUGCCAAUCCGCCAAGGCCUGGCUAACCGGUGGGAGAACCCCGACGAGAUGGAGCUGGAUGAGCUCCUGGAGGCCAGCGGCCACCCUGACCUGCGGCGGCGGCGGAGGCGGCAGGCCGAGUCCCAGAAGCCCUACAUCGCCGCGCGGCUGGCCUCCCUGCCCGACACCUUCACCCUGGGCGACGAGCAGAAGUACAACGGCUUCUACAACAAGCCCCUGCCCAGCCAGCAGCAGUACCUGUGCUUCGUGCUGGCCGCUUUGGACCAGGACCAGGACUCGGCCACCGGGGGAGAGAAGCAGAAGACGUUUUCGGCCAGCCCGUACUCGGACCCCAUCAAGGUGGAGAUGACGGGCGGCAUGUCCAAGUCCAUCGAGGAGCCCGAGAUGCUGUGGGUGAUGGGGCCCGUGCUGGCCGUCAUCCUCAUCAUCAUCAUCGUCAUCGCCAUCCUGCUCUUCAAGAGGAAACGGGCCUCCCCCUCACCGAAGGACGAGCACUCGGGAGGCGUGAAGGACUCCCUGCUGUCCAACUCCUCCGACCCCGUGGAGAUGAGGAGACUCAACUACCAGACCCCAGGCAUGAGGGAGCACCCGCCCAUCCCCGUCUGCGACCUGGCCGACCACAUCGAGCGCCUCAAAGCCAACGACGGCCUCCGCUUCUCCCAGGAGUACGAGUCCAUCGAUCCUGGCCAGCAGUUCACCUGGGAGAACUCCAACCUGGAGGUCAACAAGCCAAAGAACCGCUAUGCAAAUGUCAUCGCGUACGACCACUCCCGGGUCAUCCUCACUUCUGUCGAUGCCGUGCCAGGCAGCGACUACAUCAACGCCAACUACAUCGACGGCUACCGCAAGCAGAACGCCUACAUCGCCACCCAGGGCCCGCUGCCCGAGACCUUCAGCGACUUCUGGAGGAUGGUGUGGGAGCAGAGGGCCAACACCGUGGUGAUGAUGACCCGUCUGGAGGAGAAGUCCCGGGUGAAGUGUGACCAGUACUGGCCCGUUCGGGGGACCGAGACCUACGGCAUGAUUCAGGUCACCAUGCUGGACACAGUGGAGCUGGCCACCUACAGCGUCCGCACCUUCGCCCUCUACAAGAACGGCUCCAGCGAGAAGCGGGAGGUCAGGCAGUUCCAGUUCAUGGCCUGGCCCGACCACGGGGUGCCCGAGUACCCCACCCCGAUCCUGGCCUUCCUGCGCAGAGUCAAGGCCUGCAACCCCCCUGAUGCCGGGCCCAUGGUGGUGCACUGCAGUGCGGGUGUGGGCCGGACGGGCUGCCUCAUCGUGAUCGAGGCCAUGCUGGAACGCAUGAAGCACGAGAAGUCGGUGGACAUCUACGGCCACGUGACGUGCAUGCGCGCCCAGCGCAACUACAUGGUGCAGACGGAGGACCAGUACAUCUUCAUCCACGAGGCCCUGCUGGAGGCAGCCACCUGCGGGAACACCGAGGUGCCCGCCCGCAACCUGUACGCCCACAUCCAGAAGCUCACCCAGGUCCCCCCGGGCGAGACCGUCACCUCCAUGGAGCUGGAGUUCAAGAGACUGGCCAACUCCAAAGCACAUACCUCAAGAUUCAUCAGUGCCAACCUUCCCUGCAACAAGUUCAAGAACCGGCUGGUGAACAUCAUGCCCUUCGAGUCCACGCGCGUGUGUCUGCAGCCCAUCCGGGGCGUGGAGGGCUCUGACUACAUCAACGCCAGCUGCAUCGAUGGAUACAGGCAGCAGAAGGCCUACCUGGCCACGCAGGGCCCGCUGGCCGAGACCACAGAGGACUUCUGGAGGAUGCUGUGGGAACACAACUCCACCAUUGUGGUGAUGCUGACCAAGCUGAGGGAGAUGGGCCGGGAAAAGUGCCACCAGUACUGGCCGGCGGAGCGUUCGGCCCGGUACCAGUACUUCGUGGUGGACCCCAUGGCCGAGUACAACAUGCCCCAGUACAUCCUGCGAGAGUUCAAGGUCACGGACGCCAGGGACGGCCAAUCCAGGACCAUUCGUCAGUUCCAGUUCACUGACUGGCCCGAGCAGGGCGUGCCGAAAACCGGCGAGGGAUUCAUCGACUUCAUUGGCCAAGUGCACAAAACCAAGGAGCAGUUUGGACAGGACGGACCAAUCACUGUGCAUUGCAGUGCGGGCGUGGGCAGGACGGGGGUCUUCAUCACCCUCAGCAUCGUGCUGGAGAGGAUGAGGUACGAGGGCGUGGUAGAUCUCUUCCAGACCGUCAAGACACUGCGCACCCAGCGGCCCGCCAUGGUGCAGACAGAGGACCAGUAUCAGCUGUGCUACAGGGCAGCUCUGGAGUACCUGGGAAGCUUCGAUCACUAUGCAACGUAACCGCUCCUGGACACGCCCGCCAAAACCCGCCAGGGGUGCCAAGUGUUCCUUCUGAGCCACGCCCGCCCAUCUGAUUCUGUACAGAGAGCCACCGGAGAGGGGGAUGGGAAGGCUGGCCAGCCUUCAGCCUGCAGUCCACCUGGACUGGUGUCUCCUGAUCGCUUUAAAACCCCCCACGGAAAGCACCUGCUUCCAGCCUCAUCCAUCUUUCCUCUCUCUACACUGCAUACAGCACUCCUGCUGGGCUGCUGUAUGCUUCCGGUAGCACUAAAAUAUUAUCAGCUUUUUUUUACCCUUAUCAUUAUUAUUAUUAUAUUAUUAUUAUUUUAUUACCAUCAUUAAAAUAUUAUUGUUAUUAUUAUUAUUUAGAUUUUUUUUAUAAUCAUUUAACUUUUUUUUUUAGUCUUAACAGCCUGGCAAAUGGGUCUGUAAAUUUUCUAUAACUGUAUUAUUUUUGUUCAUUUUUAUUGUAUGUUUUUGUAUGUUGUUGUAUUCUUGUUUUUAGCACAAGGGGCAUGUGUUUUUAACAUGGCUCUAGGUACUAAUACUUGAGAACCUGGGUUCUCCAAGCUGCUGUCGGUUUAUUUUUCACCAUGAUUUUGUUUCCUGUGGUUUUUAUUUCACUUGUCUAAUCAGACCUGUCCAUCGGAAUGGGGAAUAACUGUUCUAGGCCUUUCUCACUUCCUCUUUCUUCACAAAAGGAAAUGAAUCUUAGACAAAACAUGAAAAUAUAUGUCCAAGUUAGAGGUACUAUAUAAAACCAUUAGGUACAGAAAAGCGAAUGAACUAAAGAAAUGAAAUCAGCCAUGUACAGAUUCUAGCUUUGUUCUCGAUAGCUGUUAACUAUGAUUUCAGAAGAAAACUGUGUUGCCCAAAGACACUGAUACACGUUGGGAAUUCUCUGGCAGAAGGAUCAGUUCCCUCUUUUCCCCCCCUGCCACAGCCAAUGACAGCCAUUGUUCCUGAGACAACCAACCCCUGAUAGCCUGCCUCCCCUCCCCCUCAGAAACCACCCCCCCCCCUGUUCUUCCCGUUUUGUUGCCGAGAGAAACCAUCCACCUGACAUCUGUACAGUAACAAACAUCUUCCAGGGAGUAAGAGAAUUCUUUUUUUCCCCCCUCGGACUGGCCUGCUAUUAUUUUUAUAAAUAUAUAAAUAUAUAAAUAUAUAUACAUAUAUACACUUGUUGCUACUCUGCGACAGCGUCAACUAUUGUUAAAUAAUCCACAAAAUAAUCCUGGAUUUUCUUGACAAACCAACCAUGGGGAUAAGAACAAGAAAAGACUUGUCAUCGAAUAUGUAUUAAUGGUACAAUGUUAUAACUACUGUAUUAUCCUUCAACGAGGCGGGGCAGCACAAACCCAACCACGGAGGAUUUCUACGUUUGAAUCGAAGCGCGUCUUCUCGGUGGCCAAAAAAAAAAAAAAAACAACCAGAAAGAGAAGACGGAGAGGGCGAGGGAGGAGGGUUCGGUCCGAGGGGCUGAGACGCCAGCGCAGCGGUCAUUUUUACCUUGUGUAUGCAUAGUGCUGUUGGGGUUCAAUCUGUUGUAUACACAGUCUGUUUUCUAUUUGUUAAUAAAAAAAAAGAUAAAAAAAAGAUGUCAGAAAACCUCCUUGAUGUUAAUAAAGUUGAAUAAUUGGGUUUUGUA
Conger conger (European conger) is the source of this 7817-nucleotide messenger RNA. Its product is annotated as receptor-type tyrosine-protein phosphatase F. The record is from RefSeq and is a predicted model, not a curated record. Gene Ontology annotation, molecular function: protein binding; protein tyrosine phosphatase activity. Lineage: Eukaryota; Metazoa; Chordata; Actinopteri; Anguilliformes; Congridae. The transcript has 33 exons. The coding region runs from base 428 to 6166 and encodes 1912 amino acids. Gene Ontology annotation, biological process: protein dephosphorylation.